GCCGCACUUCGGCCGCGCUUGACACUGCCAUUGACAGCGCGCUGACGACGCUCAAAUACGACGACGACGGCUGAUAUCCCUCUUGCUUCCUCCUCCCUCCGCCAUGAUGGGUCUACUCAGCACCCUCAACGCAUACAUCUCGUCCUUCCCGCCCGAGUACCACUGGCCGCUCCAGUUCUGCGCCUUCACGACUGCCGCGACGUACAUCGCGUCCAUCAUCACCUCGAAUGUCUCCCAGGUUGAUCGGCUGUGGACGUUCCUCCCCGCGAUAUACACGGCGUACUUUGCGCUGUUGCCUGUGCUGCCGAGGACGCAGCUCUUGCCAUUAUUCCCGUAUGUGCCGAAGGAGCUUGACGUGCCGGAGGUGCUGAGCCCGAGAGCGGUGCUGAUGCUGGGGCUGGUGGUGAUUUGGAUGAUCAGACUGAGUUACAACACUUGGCGCCGCGGGCUGUUCAACCUGAAGGAUGAAGACUACCGCUGGGCGAUCGUCAGGCGCAACAUACCAGGUUGGCUCUUCCAGAUUACGAACCUUGUCUUUGUAGCCGGCAUCCAGAAUGUCCUACUGCUCAUGCUCGCCGUCCCCACCGCCCUCGCCUCCGUCAAGCAACCUCGCGCGCCGCUGACCGUAGGGGACUACGCCCUCACCGCGCUCGCUCUCAUCGAUAUCGCCCUCGAGUUCACCGCCGACAAUCAGCAGUACGCGUUCCAGACGUAUAAGCACGCCUUCCUCGCCAAGGAGAAGGGCGAUACGUCGGUUGCGCCCUACGACCCCGCGAAGCAGUGGCCCGGCGCGCGCUUGAACUGGACGCCGGCGGACGCGCGCCGCGGUUUCGUGACCAAGGGGCUGUGGGCGUACGUCCGGCACCCCAACUUUGCGUGCGAGCAGACGUUCUGGUGGCUCAUAACCCUCUUCCCCAUCCUGCCCCCGCACAACGUGCUCUCCUCGAAGGACAUCAUCCACGCGCCGACCGUCUGGGUGAUGCUGCAGCGCCUCUGGCCGUUGUGGCCCGCGAUCGCACUUUCAGCGCUCUUCUACUCGUCGACAAACUUGACGGAAUCGAUCAGCGCGGGGAAGUACCCGGAGGCCUACAAGGCGUAUCAGGCGCGGGUGGCGAUGUUCAAGCCGUAUGAUACGUGGUUCAAGGGCCUGAAGCUGGCGCAGGAGGGGCCGGCGAGGAAGGCGGAGGUGGAGAGGCUUGUGUGGGGGGCUGCUGAGAAGAAAGAGUGAGGGUGGUGCGUAUCGCUAGUGAUGUUGUUCUCGAAGGCUAUAUAUCAACUGUAACUCUGUAACGUGAAUGCCUAAGGCUUGUUGCUCGUCGAGUGGCGUGCCGAUCCCAGAUCGUCCAGUCCACCGAGGCUUAUAUUCA
This is a messenger RNA of Schizophyllum commune H4-8, 1367 nucleotides long. Its product is annotated as DUF1295-domain-containing protein. The transcript is spliced from 4 exons. NCBI's taxonomy places the organism in Eukaryota, Fungi, Basidiomycota, Agaricomycetes, Agaricales, Schizophyllaceae. Bases 107 to 1228 code for a protein of 373 amino acids. Gene Ontology annotation, cellular component: membrane. The record is from RefSeq and is a predicted model, not a curated record.